CAAGUGAGACGUGAGCCGAGUUUCACACUUCCACUCACUCUACACUUAGCAGUCAAAACUAUUUUAUUACGACUUACCACUUUAGCGGUGAGAGAUUUUGUUUGGGCCGUGGGCCAAGUCUGAUGAUCCUUUACCAGGCCGGGUUUCAUCGUAUACAAACUCCGGGUCAAUUAAACGGAUCCCCUGUAUAAAAAUAAUAAAAGAUGAAGCGGUGGGUUUUUGGAUUAUCUUGCAAGAAACGAAGGAAGGAAGAAAGGGGUUUAUAAAUCGAUUUUGUUCGUCUUGUUGCUCAGAAAUGGAGGAAGAAUAUUCUCUCGCUGAUACUUCAAAGCUGCUGCAAGCUGCUUCUGAUUUCUGCUCUAACCCUGGCACUCGAUCGGAAGCUGCUGUGAAGGAGUUUCUUAAUUUCUUUCCUCUUCCUGUCAUUAUCAGUGCUUUGCAAACCAAAGGAGAUGUGGCUGGUGUGGAGGAUGCACUAGUUGAUUGUUUAGAGAAGAUAUUUAAAACAAAAUAUGGGGCCUCCCUCAUCCCACAUUUCAUGCCUUUCAUUGUGGUCGGCCUGCAAGCAUAUUCUCAGAAAGUCCGAGCUUUGUCAUGUAAAACGAUCUCUAGCCUUUUGGAGAAUCUUGAUGAUAAUACUGGUUUAGCUACUUCAUUGAUCAAAGAGAAUGACGUGUAUCCGCUUUUGCUUAACUGUCUUGUCGAUGGCGAUGAACAAGUGGCUGUAGCAGCAACAGAUGCAAUUAGGAAUUUAGCCGGAUCUCAACAGGGGAUAGAAGUCAUAUUCCCAUCUACUCCCACUGAAACUACAGAUAUCACAAAGUUAGCAGCAAGAUGUUCGUCAUUGGGACGAGUUCGAGUGUUGGCAUUAAUAGUGAAGCUAUUCUCUACUUCAAGUACAGCCGCAACAUUAGUUUACAACUCAAAUCUUUUAGGUCUUUUCGAGGCAGAAAUUCGCAACGCUAAAGAUACACUUAUAACUUUAAGUGUGCUGGAGCUCUAUUAUGAGCUGGCUGAGGUCCAGCAUGGAAUGGAAUAUGUUCUCCAGACCAAUAUUUUGCAGCUACUUAUUUCAAUAAUCAGAAAUUCUUCUGCUGAAUCGAUGUUGAGAUCGAGGGCUAUGAUGAUCAGCGGCCGGCUUUUAUCUAAGGAGAACCUUCUCACGUUAAUAGACGAAUCUGGUAUCCCCUUUUUGUGCGUGUUUGAAUAUAUAUCGAUUGAUUAUUAUUUUUAUUUAUUUUCAUAUUACUUUUUAAUUUUUCAUGUAGGUGUUAAAGCUGUGAUCUCAGCCAUUGAUGAAAGGAUUUCAUUGCUGGAAAGUCAAGAUACAGAUGAAUAUGAAUGUGCUCUUGAAGCAUUGGGUCAAAUAGGGUCAUCAUCUCAAGGAGCUGUAUUGCUACUGUCAAACACAUCUGCUGCCAAACAUGUUGUUAAUGCUGCGUUUGACCUGCAUGGCCGUGGCAGACAACUAGCUGCAUUGCAUUCUCUUGGAAAUAUUGUGGGAGAAACGCGGAUCGAAAACAACAAAUUGUUGAGUUCUGAUGCUGAAGAAACCCUGCGUAGAUUAAUUUAUGAAACGGCAUCCAACUCUCCAAAGCUUAUACCAUCGGGUCUUGUUCUUGCAAUCCUUAAACUCGAGUCUGAAUUCCGGGUCGCGGGUUACAGGUUGAUAACAGGACUGUCUGCUAGACCAUGGUUCCUGGUGGAGAUCUGCUCAAGACAAGAGAUAAUAAAUAUAAUCACAGAUUCAUAUACAGAAACAACUAAAAUAGGUAUGGAGGCCAGAUACAACUGUUGUGAAGCAACCUAUAAAGCUCUUGCCUCAUCCUCCAAAUUUCUGAGUGAUCCUGCACUUUCGGGGACUGCAGAAAAGCUGCUGGAAACUAUCAAAAAAGGUCCGUAUCUCACUAAAGGACGAAAACAAGAAGCGCGACCUGAAGUUGCAACUGCUGACAGGUUUUAGGUUUGUUGAUGACUGCGUUACUGUGAGAACAAACUGUUGAAUAUAUUUCUUUCUGUAAGAAUAUGGUAGCAAUUAGAUAAACUGAAAUGACGAAUGCAUCGCCAGCGUUACUUUUAACAAUCGUUGUGUUCAUUGACGAUGUCGAAAGCAGAAUGUUAGAAGGAACUCUUUUGUUAACAUGCUUACUAUCAUAAGAUUCUUUUUCAUAA
This is a messenger RNA of Helianthus annuus (common sunflower), 2172 nucleotides long. RefSeq lists its product as uncharacterized. Gene Ontology annotation, cellular component: cytosol. Gene Ontology annotation, biological process: proteasome assembly. NCBI's taxonomy places the organism in Eukaryota, Viridiplantae, Streptophyta, Magnoliopsida, Asterales, Asteraceae. The coding region runs from base 296 to 1963 and encodes 555 amino acids. The record is from RefSeq and is a predicted model, not a curated record. The transcript has 16 exons.